Molecule: messenger RNA, 507 nt
Organism: Acanthocheilonema viteae
Lineage: Eukaryota; Metazoa; Nematoda; Chromadorea; Rhabditida; Onchocercidae
Source: the annotation of a GenBank genome assembly
AUGCUUAUAUGUUGGUAUGUGGCAGUGUAUUUUAUAGUUCUCAGUUUGGAACAAAACACUCAUUUGAUAACGGAAACAUCAAUUGCAAUCGAUGAAAAUGCAAAAUUGGUAGUAUUUGGUAUGAGACAUGGCAAUCGUCAUCCGGAAAAGUUUUUGAACGAGAAUUCACGAACUUGGGGUUUUGAAGGGGUUAAUGAAUUAACGCAGUUUGGUAAGCGUGAAGGAUUUGGUUUUGGCAAAGAACUUCGUGAAUUUGUGGGUCCGUUAGUUGGUAAUAAUUACAUGCGUCAUGAGGUAGCAUUCUAUACCUCUAGCGUGAAUCAUUGUCAAAUGACGCUACAGGUCGUUAUGGCAGGUUUCUAUCCACCGGAUACAUUUGCCGAAUGGAAUCAUGCCCUAGAAUGGUCACCGGUACCAUACACUAUCGAUGAUCCAAUGUUACGAAUGUAUUCUGUUCCGAAUUGUAGUGUCGCUCAACAAGGUCAUUUAUCACUGAUGAGCUCUUAA